Messenger RNA from Anopheles bellator, 1020 nucleotides. RefSeq names its product methionine aminopeptidase 1D, mitochondrial. The coding region runs from base 36 to 995 and encodes 319 amino acids. The transcript has 5 exons. Gene Ontology annotation, biological process: proteolysis. Gene Ontology annotation, molecular function: metalloaminopeptidase activity. The record is from RefSeq and is a predicted model, not a curated record. NCBI's taxonomy places the organism in Eukaryota, Metazoa, Arthropoda, Insecta, Diptera, Culicidae.
UUGCCCAAAAUAAGCCAAAUGAGUCGGGGUACAGCAUGAUGCAAAGCAUCAAACAGCUUCAGCAUGGAGUGCGAUGGUGGAACAAUUCGGGCGGCCGCAGAACAUUUUUCAGCAAACGUAAGAGAGACUUUGGCAAGUGUAAUAUCAUCACCGAGCUGGGAAAUGUAUCGGCAGAACGGCCAGUCCCGGAACACAUCCCAAAGCCGGACUAUUACUACGUGCGUAACUCUCCCAGCAGUGGCGAAGGGCGGCCAGAAAUCAAGUCCAAAGUGCAAAUUGACGGCAUGAGGAAAAGCUGCCGAUUGGCGGCGACCAUUUUGCAGCGCGUCUGUUCUUUUGCCCAGGUUGGUGUUACGACGGACGAGAUCGAUGGCUUCGUUCACGAAGCAUCGAUCAAAGCGAACGCAUAUCCCUCUCCUUUGCGUUAUUUGGGAUUUCCAAAAUCGGUCUGCACGUCGGUUAACAAUGUGGCCUGCCAUGGUAUACCGGAUGAUCGGAAACUACUCGAUGGCGAUAUCGUUAACAUCGACAUUACGGUUUUUCUGAACGGCUACCACGGCGAUUGUUCGAGGACAGUGACGAUUGGAGCUGUCGAUGAAAUGGGAAAACAUUUGGUGCAAAGCACCGAGGAAUGCCUGAACGAGGCGAUACUUUGCUGUGGCCCUGGACAACCCCUAUGCCUGAUCGGAAAAUCGAUAGAGAAAUAUGCCAGACGAAAGGAGCUUACGGUAAUGCCGGCAUUUUUAGGGCACGGAAUCGGUAGCUACUUCCACGGUCCACCAAACGUGUUCCACUUUGAUAACGAUUUUCCCGGAGUAAUGUUGCCAGGAAUGACGUUCACUAUUGAACCUGUCCUUACUCUGGGGGAUGUGGAAGCGGAAAUCCUGGAGGACGCCUGGACCGCCGUCUCGGUGGACAAUGCGCGAAGUGCCCAGUUCGAGCACACCGUUCUAAUAACCGACGAUGGUUGCGAAGUACUUACAGUUGCCAAUUAGUAUGAAAAGAUAUAAUAAAUGUAGA